Chenopodium quinoa (quinoa) is the source of this 2073-nucleotide messenger RNA. RefSeq names its product putative pentatricopeptide repeat-containing protein At1g12700, mitochondrial. NCBI's taxonomy places the organism in Eukaryota, Viridiplantae, Streptophyta, Magnoliopsida, Caryophyllales, Amaranthaceae. Bases 245 to 2053 code for a protein of 602 amino acids. The record is from RefSeq and is a predicted model, not a curated record. The transcript has a single exon. Gene Ontology annotation, molecular function: protein binding.
AUCAUCCGAAUUGACAACCCAAAUUUUGAGUCCAUACUUGAGAAAUUGAGUCCAAUCAAACCAUGAAUAGUUCAAUAGCACCAAAAUAAUACUCCUACAAAGUACUCACUGCUGUUCUUCACCAUUAUCUACCUCCUUAGUCCUAUCUCCUCCUAUAAUUGCAGGCUACUGAAACUCAAGAACAUCACGGUUAAAGGGAAUCGCUGCUUUUGCAUUCUCUUUUAUAUUUACAGCAAUUUCAACAAUGUCGCGUUCUUUCACUGGUACUCUUCUUCCUCUCUCUCCUGUUCUUCUCCAUUUCUCACCUUUUUCUCUUCUUCCUUUUCAAUUUCAAUUUCUUUCUCGGUUUUACUCUUCUAAUUUUGAUGAUCGUCAUUUGAUUCUUAAUUCUGUUAGAGAUCAUUGCAAAUUAGGGUUUUCCGAUCUCAAGUUACCCCUUUCCCUCUUCAAUCAAUUGACCUCUUUGCGUCCUCUUCCUUCUGUUAUCGUCUUCAAUCAAUUAUUCACUGCCAUUUCCAAAUUGAAACGCCUUCAUCCUCAUUCCACCAUUAUCUCCCUUUCCAGGCAGCUUGAAUUACUGGGUAUUCGAUACGACAUGCAUUCGUUUGGUAUUCUUACUAAUUGCUACUGUCAUUUAGGCCGCGUUGAUUUCGGGUUUUCUGUCAUGGCUAAAUCCCUUAAACUUGGUUAUCCCCCCAAUAAUUAUACCUUUAACACCUUAAUCAAUGGUUAUAUACUUAAUGAUAUGCUCCCUCAAGCUGCUAUUUUGUUGGAUAAGAUUGUUAAGCUUGGUUUCAAACCCGACAUUUUUACCUGUGGUUCUAUGGUUAAAGGUCUUUGUAGGAUUGGUGACAAUACAUCUGCUCUCAAUUUGCUUAACAAAAUGAAAUCUGCUGGUUAUUGUAAGCCUGACCUUGUCAUAUACAGCACUAUUAUUGAUAGUCUUUGUAAGGAUAGGUUAUUACAACAAGCUAUGGACCUGUUAGCCGCUAUGAAAAUCGAGGGUGUUCAACCCGAUGUUGUCACAUAUAAUACCUUGAUUCGAGGCCUUUACAAUUCUGGAUGUGGGGAAGAGGCUAAGUGUGUUUUGACCGAGAUGUUAAAGAGCAACAUUGCACCAGAUGUUAAGACUUACAGCAUACUGGUUGAUAUGUCUUGUAAAGAUGGUAAUGUUGUGGAAGCGGAAGCUAUUUUAAGACACAUGACAGACAAGGGUGUAGCUCCUGACAUCAUUACUUACAAUGCUUUACUUGAUGGUUUUUGUUUGCGUGGUCAGAUGAGAGAUGCAAAAAAGCUACUUCAUAUCAUGGCCCAAAAUGGUUGUGAGCUUGAUCUAGUAAGUUUUAAUACUAUGAUCAAUGGAUAUGUCAAAUUCAAAAACAUUGAUAAGGCUCUUACUCUGUUCGAAUAUAUGUUUCAAAAAGGGAUAACACGGAAUGUUGUAACCUAUUCCACUCUUAUUGAUGGCUUGUGUAAAGCCAAUAAACUUACACUUGCACACCAGUUAUUCACAGAUAUGCAAGCUCACGGGGUUACUCCUAAUGUUAUCACGUAUAACUCAUUGCUAGAUGGCCUGUGCAAAAGGGCUCGGCUGGGUGAGGCAGUGGCAUUACUUGAAGAUAUGGAGGAUAAAGGUAUUAAACCUACUACUGUCACUUACAAUAUCCUAAUGAACAGCUUGUGUGAGGCCGGACAACAUGAAGAUGCAGCAAAAAUCUUCUCUGAUCUUGUAUCAAAGGGCCUGCAACCGAAUUGUAAAAUAUACACUACAAUGAUAAAAAGCUUCUGCAAGAAAGGGCUCAUGAGUGAAGCUGCUCAAUUGUUAAGCAAAAUGGACGAAGAUGAUUGCCCCCCUGAUGGUUGUACCUAUAAUACGAUCAUCCGAGGAUAUAUUCUCAAUAAUGACUUGUCAAAUGCACUAUACUAUUGUGACGUUAUGGUUAGCAAAAGAUUUAAAGCUGAUGCUGAUACUAUUUCGUUGUUUGUCAGGCUUUUGUCUUCUGGUAAUUUAAGUGACUCAUCAAAGGGCUUGCUUCAGAAAUUCAUCAGUUGAAUUGAAGGACUGCAGGAGUA